Molecule: messenger RNA, 4798 nt
Organism: Sphaerodactylus townsendi
Lineage: Eukaryota; Metazoa; Chordata; Lepidosauria; Squamata; Sphaerodactylidae
Gene: SLC16A2
Product: solute carrier family 16 member 2
Exons: 6
Coding region: 1-1302 (433 amino acids)
Biological process (GO): transmembrane transport
Molecular function (GO): monocarboxylic acid transmembrane transporter activity; thyroid hormone transmembrane transporter activity
Source: RefSeq, a predicted model, not a curated record
AUGCAGAAAGAACGGGUCUCACAUAGCAUUGGCGGCAAAGGGCUGCCCUCGGCAAAAAAACGGGCCUUUGGUUCCAACUUAAUGACAGGAUGCCGGCACCAGAUGCCUGACCCCUUCGCCCCUCCGUUUCGGCAGUCUCUGCCAGGAAGCAAACACCGGCUUAUAGAGCCCCUGGAUCAAAGAGCAGGAGCCUUGAACUUCAACCGCACGAUGGGGCUUUGCUGCAGACAGGCAGAGGUGAAUUGGUCCCUUGAAGUCCGCUAUUUCACGUACGGGAUCCUCUUUGGAUGCGGCAGUUCCUUUGCCUUCCAGCCCUCUUUGGUGAUCCUCGGCCACUACUUCAAACGCCGCCUGGGUCUGGCCAAUGGCCUGGUGACUGCUGGCAGCUCCAUCUUCUCCAUGGGCCUCCCUUUCCUCUUGAAGAGCAUCAGCCGGUCCAUCGAGCUGGCACACACGUUCCAAGUCCUCAGCGCUUUUAUGCUCAUCCAGAUCUUCUUGUCUUUGACUUUCCGCCCCAUGUUCCCUUCGACCUCUGACCCCCAUGAUGUGGAGCAAGUGAAACUGGACAGCCGAAGCUGGAGGCAGCAAUGCACGUCUCAGAUGAGGAAGUAUUUCAACAUGAAGGUUUUCAGGAAGAAGUCCUACCGGAUCUGGGCUUUUGGGAUUGCAACUGCUGUUCUGGGGUACUUCAUACCGUACAUGCAUCUGGUGAAAUACGUGGAAGAGGAGUUCAAAGAAAAGGAAAAAGGGUGGAUUGUGCUGGUUUGCAUGGGAGCCACAUCAGGGAUUGGACGCUUGGUUUCGGGACCAAUUGGCGACCUGAUCCAUGGGUUGAAUAAGAUUUACUUACAGGUGGCCUCCUUCAUCCUCUUGGGGGUGAUGUGCAUGAUGAUCCCGCAGUGCCAGGAAUUCUGGGGGGUGAUUAUUGUCUGCCUCUUCCUUGGACUUUGCGACGGACUCUUCAUCACCAUCAUGGCCCCCAUUGCCUUUGAGCUGGUUGGACCCAUGGAAGCCUCGCAGGCCAUUGGGUAUCUGCUGGGACUUAUGGCCAUCCCCAUGACCGCCGGUCCCCCGAUUGCAGGGUUGCUCCAUGACUGUUUUGGGAAUUACCACCUUGCCUUUUAUUUUGCUGGUGUUCCCCCAAUAGUUGGGGGUCUAGUUCUGGCUGUUGUUCCGGUGAUCCAUCAAAGGAAGCUCAGGAAGCAGCAGCUGGAGUCUGGUAAAGACAAGAUGUUGGUUUCAGAGAUUGCGAUGAACGGAGAGCUCCUUCCAGGUUCCCCGGCCAUGGAGGCCCAUGUCUAAAGCCAUCCGUAAGACCUCUUGGUGCCCACACACAUACCCCUUUCACAACCAGCAUUUAUAACACCGCCAGAGCCCUUUCUCAAGAGCAAUCCAGCCUGUCCGCUUGUAGGUGGAAAGCAUCGCACUGACAGUCCUAAUUGGACAGUUUGCGUUCAAGUUGUUUUAAUACCUACAGCUCUAUUCAGCAGAGAGAAUUCCACCAGCAGUCUAAUUCAUUAUUAGGCGAUUGCUUUUCUAUAUGAUGUAGCAGCAGAUUACCCCUAGGUAAUAGGCAUUCAACAAGCUUUCUGUAGGCUUCAUGGAUUUAUUCCCCGGAAAAACGGAGCCAGUCACUUUUGCCUUGGAAGUGGAGUUUCGUCUCACUUUGAGCUCCUCUGGGGCUUAUUUUUAUAGCCGCUAAAUGCUCAGAGUACAUUUUAACAGUUCAUGGGGGCGAAGGAAAGAAAAGUUGCACCAUGGGUGAAUUCUGAAUCCUUUUGGAAAAUGUGUUUUCUUCUUUCUUUCCGCUUUGACGGCAUCUGCCUCUGAAUUAAUGGUUGGUCUCAGUGUUUUCCUACCAGCCCACUUUGAGGUUUCUUACGUGCACGGCCACUGCCUCGUGUGCAACAGGCCUUCUCAAACUCUGGAUUGGGCAUUCUGAUGUUUUCAGACCGAUGUUCCCCACCUGCUGCCAGAGAGGAUUGCACUGCAGAGAAUGCCGGCUGAGCGGAAGAUCCAACUCAUUAGAUAGCACUUACUAAUUUUUGGCAUUUUAAAAAAGUUUGUUCCUCUCCAUUUUUAAGACCAGCCUCUACCUUUUGAGCCAUCCUUUAGAGGCGCAGUUUUAUCAGGUAUCCAAGCUCUCUGGCUGUAGUACACGAGGGUCUUUCUGAGCGUGCCUCCUCUGAUGUAAGUAAGGUAGAGACAUUUCUCCAUAGCAACAUGACCUGAUUGGUUGAGGUUGGCAGAACAAGGCUCCUCUCGUGGCUGCGUGUUCAGGACAUUCCUGCUGAGUCAGAACUGCAGGGUGGGUGGAAGAGCAGACUUCCCCUAAGUCUGGAUUCCCCGGAGAAGGGUGAGCGGCCCUGGGGGGAAAGAGGUUCUUUAGUCCCCUGAAUGUAGCUGUUUCCUCAUGAAGCAUAACAUUGAUAAGUUGAUAAAAUUGGUGAGUUGGCAUCACAGAAGCCGUGGAAAGCAAAGCAGCCAGACGUCUGCCCAAAGAAAUGAAAGAUGGGCUGCCUGAGUUAGAUUCUGCUUUGGGGAGGGACGGGUGCCCUCAGUGUUGAAUGCAGGGCCCUGCAUCCAGAAGCAGCAGAGAAACGAGCCACCGCUGGCUCCGGUCUUCUCGGAGAGUCUGUGGGGGAAGGGAACGUUUGCAAGCGGCACUGUCCGCACCCGAGGCCAUCAGGCUCACCCUUGACGGGAGACGGGGCCUUCUCUGGGCUGAGGAGCUGCUCUUGCCUGAAGGCCAGGUGGUUGUGCCUGCGGGAGGCUCAGGUUCCUGGAGACCAGGCCGUGUAGAAAACUCACCCCAGCAGCCCGGGGCUCCUAACUUGCCAUGCAUUCCCAAGGGGGCCUGCCAUAGAGAGACGGGCGGGAGGGUCCUCGGCACAGCGGCUUCCGUCCAAGCCCUCUACAACCCACGGAGUAAUUCCGCAGAGGGGUGGGCGGAAAGGCCCCGGUUCAUGUUUUGCUUCUGCCGCUGCCUUUUUUUAAAAAAGAGGAGCUGCUCAGUCUCAAUGAGUGUCACCAGCUUUGGCUUGGGAAAUUCCUGAAGAUUUUUAGGUAGAAUUUGGGGGUGGGGGGAGCUCAGCCAGGACGUGAUGCCACAGAGCUCUGAAGCUACGACUUCCUCCAGGGGGGCUGAUUUCUAUGGGGAUCGGCCGUAAUUCCAGAAGAGCCGCAGGGCCCGCCUGGAGGUUGGGAACCUGAUUUUCAGCCUGCCCCCUACCUCCCUGCGCUGCAAUAUGGGGACCAUAAUGCUGACCUCCUUUGCAAGUUGGUUAUAAAAAGAAGAGGUUUGUGUAGGGAGAGUGCUUAGAACGCUCUGCAGCCCUGUCUAAAUGCUGUGGGGCGCUGUUGCAGUGUCAGUUUUCAGUGUGUCCCUCCGUGGGUGUUUGACCCCCUGCUGGUUAUCUCUCAUCGCCGCUCCCGUGACCAGAAAUUGUGCCUGUCCUUGCAGCUGGACAUGACGCUCCAGGCCACUGAACGUUCAGCUUCUGCAAACAUUUAGAGACCCGCUGUCCAUUCUCCCGGACAGAGUUGAAGGACGUGGGGCUUGAACCUCUGGGUCCGUUCCACUCAUGGCAAAACCUCCUGUCAGAGCAGGGAAUCUUCCCCCUUAUUGCAUCAGGGGAUGGCCCCCUUGUUCUGGGAUAAGGUGCCUCAGCAGCGCGCCGGAUCCUCAGGCUCCCACACACAAGGUGCACCUAUUCAAUCCUGUUCUCAUCAGUACCUGGGGUUACUUGUUAGCUUCUGGUUGGCAGUCAGCGAAGGAUCGUUGCUGUCCCUUUCAUCUGCAUCCCUGAUGCGUUCAGCUGUUCCUUAUCCACUCGAGGGCAAACAGUGGCACUAAGAGCAGUGUUAUAUAAGGCUCCACAAUAGGAAACCAUCGCAUGACGAUUGGUCUGGUGACAACCGCCCAUCUUCGGUGAUAAACGAACACUUGUUAUCCAAGACGGAGGCUGGUCACACGUCUCCCCGCAAUCAGCUGUGAGUCAGGAGAGGGUCUACCAAUUCCGGGGUCCCUUUUGUGGAAUCCUUGGGGUCGGGCGUGUUAGAGCCGUACUCCAGCUCUGGGACCGCUGGCAAUUUUCACUCGGCCCCUUUGGCAGGUGGGAGGAGGGGUGGCAUUCGGGAGAAAGUUGACUGCUGCUGAAACACUAAACGAAUCGCGCCGGCCACCCCUGGCGGAAGGAGGCCAGACGUGUUGGUCACUCAACUUGCUUUUUCUUACAAAGCCUUUUGAUGUAUCUGUAAAUUUUGUCCAGGUGCGAGGAGGGAGCAAGAACUGAGUGUUUGCGCUGCUUUGGCUAUUUGUGGGUUAUAAUGUUCUUUUCCUAUUUCACUGCAAAAUGUAUCCUUGCUAGAUCAUUUUUCAGCAAAACAUUUAGUCGUUCGGGCUGGGGAGGCGGCUUUGCUCAAAUGGCAGGUCUUCAUCAGAAGAGCCCUGGGUCUGCGGCCCCAAUAGCCAUGGAAUCCUGAGACUUUCCCAAAAGCCUUUUUAGUAUCAAAUCUCCCCAUGCUGGAGGCACAGAAAGAGCAAGCCGGUCUGCCAAGUAGGGCUGCCUGCUCUGGCUUGGGAAAUACCAGGAGACUAGAAGGACGGAACCUUGUGCGGGUGGAGGUGAAUCAUCAACUCAAAGGAAGUCUUCUCAAAAUACUUUUUCACUAAAGGCGGUUAAGAACAGAAGAACAAGCCAGCUCUAUCAGACCAGAGUCCACCUAGUCCAGCUCUCUGCUACUCGCAGUGGCCCAACAGGUGCCUUUGGGAGCUCACAUGCAGGAGGUGAAAGCA